AUGGUUGUCGCUAUGAAAUUGUGGUGUUUCGCUAUAAUUGCGUGUCGGAAUUUCAGUUCCAAAGCUUCUUCUUACAGUAAUGGCAAGAAAAAUGGUAGAAGUUGGCCUGGGAAUUUGUAUUAUUUGUCUAAAAACAAAGAGGGUGGAAGACGUUCGAAAGCAGUAAGCAGGCCUAAAAGUAAAACUAAUUGGACUGAUGAGCAAAAUCGAGUCUUGGAAGCUGUUUGCAAUGGGAAAUCUGUUUUUGUAACAGGCUCUGCUGGGACGGGGAAGACAUUUUUGCUUGAGGAAAUCAUUAGGAAGCUCAAGAAGAUCCACGGCCGGUCUGGGGUUUAUGUGACUGCUUCGACUGGGGUUGCCGCCUGCGCCCUCCGUGGACAGACUCUGCAUUCCUUCUCCGGUGUUGGUUAUGGCGAGCUGGGUCGUGAAGGUCUGUUGGAGAGGGUUUUGUCGGAUCGAGGGGCGUGCCGGAGGUGGAGGAAGGUUAAGGCAUUGGUUAUUGAUGAAACAAGCAUGGUUGAUGCUGAUCUCUUCGAUGGUCUUGCCUAUGUUGCGCGGAGAUUGAGGGAGGAUGUGGAGAGCGCGUCUGGUAAUGCGACUUGGGGUGGGAUUCAGCUGAUUGUGAGUGGUGAUUUCUUUCAGUUAUCACCCAUUGUUGGAAGUAAGAAGGGUGUGAAGAAGGGUGUGAAAAAGGGUGUGAAGAAGGUGUAUGCUUUUGAAGCUGAUUGUUGGAGCUCGAGUUUUGAUCUUCAGAUUGAGCUGACCAGAGUUUUCAGGCAGUCGGAAGCGCUGCUGGUGCAUCUGCUGCAAGGGAUACGCAGGGCAGAAGCCGACCCUGCUGACCUGGAGCUUCUGGUGGAGUGUUGCUCGGUGAGUGAGCCGGACCCUUCUGCUGUGCAGCUCUUUCCGAGGAUUGCGGAUGUGAAUAAGGUGAAUAAGGAGAAAAUGGAGGAACUGGAUGAGGAGGUUCAUGUCUACACUGCUCAAGAUUCUGGUGGGAGGCAGUGGCUGAAGCAGCUCAAGAGUGGGAUUGCUCGUGAUGAGCUCGAGAUCUGUGUUGGUGCUCGGGUGAUGCUGAUAAAGAACAUAAACCCGUGGCGUAAGCUAGUGAAUGGUGCAACUGGAACUGUCUUGGAUUUCUGCAGAGUUAGUGAAAAGGGCUAUGGGAUGUCUGAGGAUUGCAGCCAUGGAGAUGUGCUUCCUUUGGUGAAGUUUGACUCGGGUUUAGAGGCGAUAGUCGAACCAGAGACGUGGGAGGUGAGGGACGGAGAUAAGGUUGUCGCUACCCGAAGGCAGAUCCCCCUCAUACUGUCGUGGGCUCUAAGCAUUCACAAGUGUCAAGGGAUGAGUCUUGACAAGCUUCACACUGACCUCUCUCGAGUUUUUGGCCCCGGGAUGGUCUAUGUGGCGCUGUCGCGUGUGAGAAGCUUGUCGGGGCUAGGGUUGUCGGGUCUGGAGCCGUCGAAGAUCACAGCACAUCCCAAGGUUCUGGAGUUCUACCGCAGUUUUGGUGAGGGCCAAAAUGAGAGUGAUGCAGCCGUUUUAGUGAGCAAAAUGAGAGUGGAGAAGUAG
This is a messenger RNA of Salvia miltiorrhiza (redroot sage), 1572 nucleotides long. Its product is annotated as ATP-dependent DNA helicase PIF1-like. Gene Ontology annotation, molecular function: DNA helicase activity; ATP hydrolysis activity. Gene Ontology annotation, biological process: telomere maintenance; DNA repair. The record is from RefSeq and is a predicted model, not a curated record. NCBI's taxonomy places the organism in Eukaryota, Viridiplantae, Streptophyta, Magnoliopsida, Lamiales, Lamiaceae. Bases 1 to 1572 code for a protein of 523 amino acids. The transcript has a single exon.